Talpa occidentalis (Iberian mole) is the source of this 927-nucleotide messenger RNA. RefSeq names its product olfactory receptor 5K1-like. NCBI's taxonomy places the organism in Eukaryota, Metazoa, Chordata, Mammalia, Eulipotyphla, Talpidae. The coding region runs from base 1 to 927 and encodes 308 amino acids. Gene Ontology annotation, molecular function: G protein-coupled receptor activity; odorant binding; olfactory receptor activity. The transcript has a single exon. The record is from RefSeq and is a predicted model, not a curated record. Gene Ontology annotation, biological process: sensory perception of smell; G protein-coupled receptor signaling pathway. Gene Ontology annotation, cellular component: membrane.
AUGACUAAAGAUAACUACUCCUUGACAACUGAAUUUAUCCUCAUAGGAUUUACAGAUCACCCAGAGCUGAAGACCCUUCUGUUUUUGCUGUUCUUUGUCAUCUAUGUGAUCACCAUGGUGGGGAAUCUUGGUCUGGUGGUAUUGAUUUUUAUGGAGCGUCGUCUUCAUACACCAAUGUACUUCUUCCUGGGCAAUCUUGCUCUGAUGGAUUCCUGUUGUUCCUGUGCCAUCACACCCAAGAUGUUAGAGAACUUCUUCUCUAAGGAUAGGCUGAUAUCCCUCUAUGAAUGCAUGGCCCAAUUUUAUUUUCUCUGUCUUGCUGAAACUGCGGACUGCUUUCUCCUGGCAGCAAUGGCCUAUGAUCGCUAUGUGGCUAUAUGCAACCCACUGCAGUACCACACCAUGAUGUCAAAGAAACUCUGCAUUCAGAUGACCACAGGAGCCUACAUAGCAGGAAACAUACAUUCUAUUAUUCAUGUAGCAUUUCUGUUUAGGUUGACAUUCUGUCGAUCUAAUCAAAUCAAUCAUUUUUUUUGUGAUGUUCUUCCACUGUAUAGACUUUCCUGUGCUGAUCCUUAUAUCAAUGAAUUGAUGAUUUUUAUCUUUUCAGGGUCAGUUCAAGUCUUCUCUAUUACCAUUGUCAUACUCUCUUAUCUAAGCAUUCUUUUUACAAUUUUCAAAAUGAAAUCCAAAGAGGGAAGAGGGAAAGCCUUAUCUACUUGUGCAUCUCACUUUCUCUCUGUCUCAAUGUUCUAUGGUUCCCUUCUGUCCAUGUACAUUCGACCAAGUUCAGUUGAAAAGGGGGAAAAUGAUAUACCCAUUGCUAUUUUUUAUACUCUAGUGAUUCCUUUAUUAAAUCCUUUUAUUUAUAGUCUAAGAAAUAAGGAAGUAAUAAAUGUUAUAAAAAAUGUUAUGAAGAAAAUUUAA